AUGUCUGCUGACUGGGGCUCUUUCUUCCACUCAGGUAGCAGGUCUUCCCAUGAGGAGCCGAAGCCUGAGAAUGUGAGCGGGGACGAUGAGAUUGUCGAGCCCGAUCAGGGCAACGUCCUUUCCCACAUUAUCUCGCAGCUCCGACCGGGUGCAGAUCUCAGUCGGGUCGUCCUGCCUACCUUCAUCCUCGAACCCCGAUCCAUGCUGGAGCGCAUCACAAAUUUCAUGGCACACCCCGAGACCCUGCUGCCUAUGCCCGAUAUCGAUGACCCCCUCGAACGUUUUGUCUCCGUGGUCAAGUUCUACCUGAGCGGAUGGCACAUCAAACCGCCCGGUGUGAAGAAGCCGCUGAACCCGAUCCUGGGCGAGACCUAUACCUGCUACUGGGACUACCCCGACGGAACCCGCGGAUACUAUAUCUCGGAACAAACCUCGCACCACCCGCCCAAGUCGAGCUACUUCUUCAUGGCCCCCGAACACAACAUCCGCAUUGACGGCACCCUGAAGCCACGCAGCAAGUUCCUCGGGAACUCAGCCGCCAGUAUGAUGGAGGGCAUUGCGAUCCUGCGCUUCUUGAAUCGCGGCCAAGACAAGGAGAAGGGCGAACGAUACAUCCUGACGCAACCUAACAUGUACGCUCGCGGCAUCCUGUUUGGAAAAAUGAAGUACGAGCUUGGUGACCACAGCUACGUGCGCUGCCCGGAGAACAACCUUGUCGCCGACAUCGAGUUCAAGACCAAGGGUUAUUUCUCGGGCACCUACAAUGCUAUUGGUGGAACGAUCAAGAAUGAGAAGACUGGUGAGGUCUACUACGAGCUGACCGGACUCUGGAACGGUGAGAUGUACAUUAAGGAUGUGCAUACCCAUAAGAAGGAGCUUCUCUUCGACGCAACCCACGCCAAGCACACUCCCCCCUUGACGCGGCCUCUCGAGCAGCAAGGCGAGCGCGAGUCCCAGCGGUUAUGGCACAGCACCGUCAAGGCCAUCAUCGCCCGGAACCACGAGGCGGCCACGGAUGAGAAGACCAAGAUCGAGGACCGUCAACGAGAGGAGGCGGCCAAGCGGGUCGACGAAGGUGUCGAAUGGCACCCCCGACUCUUCCGUCGGGUACAGGGUGGGCCCAACGGCCCGGACGAGGGCGAGGAGGACUUGGACUGGAUCAUCAAUGCGCAUGUCGACGCGCAUGACCCUGAGCUUGCGGCCAAGCAGAUUCUCGCCAUCGCACCCAUCCUGGACGGCCAGACGGAGUCUUCCGAAUAUCAGAUCCCCCCGCACAAGUCGCACGAACCUGUUCCCACUGACGAGGUGGCCAACGGUGAGGCGCCUGUUCCGGUACAGCCCAAGCCCGAAGUCGUGGAAGCAGUUGAGCGCAAGGAUUCCCGCACCAACGAUAUCGACGCGUACGUGGAUGCGAAGGAGAACUGA
Aspergillus japonicus CBS 114.51 is the source of this 1425-nucleotide messenger RNA. RefSeq names its product OSBP family protein. Bases 1 to 1425 code for a protein of 474 amino acids. Gene Ontology annotation, molecular function: sterol binding. Gene Ontology annotation, cellular component: membrane; intracellular membrane-bounded organelle; cytosol. Lineage: Eukaryota; Fungi; Ascomycota; Eurotiomycetes; Eurotiales; Aspergillaceae. The record is from RefSeq and is a predicted model, not a curated record. The transcript has 7 exons.